AACUCAUAGUUACAUCGACUCGAUUGGUGACUCUACCUGUCUUUCUACGUUUGGCUUCUUCAGUUUGGCAACAAUCUUCGUUAGCUAUCUAUCUAUCAUCAUCAUGCAAGCCGAUAAACCGAUGGAACCGACCGUGGAGCAGGGUCAGCCGAAUCACAGAGACUUUGGCAAUCUGAAAGAAUUCAAAGUCCAACAUUCGACUCUCCGGGAUGAUCCUUUUGCCAUUCGUCCGGGCAAGACGUUGCUGUGGACCGGCGUUAGUAUGACACUACAGCCUUCCAAGAAAAAGGAAGAGCCGCGAGCUUUGCUCAAGAACGUUUGGGGCGAAGUUCCCGCGGGGAAAGUCACGGCAAUCUUGGGUCCGUCGGGUGCCGGCAAGACGAGCCUUUUGAACAUUUUGGCGGGCCGGACAAUUUCUAGUUCCAACCUUACCGUCACUCAUAACGUCCGUGUCGACACGUUUCAGGUGGACCCAGCCCGUCAAUCCAUGCGACGUCAGAUUGCCUUUGUCGCCCAGGAGGACAGUCUCCCUGCCGCCACCACGCCCCGCGAAGCCAUUCGCUUUUCCGCACGCCUGCGCCUCUCCAAGGACACCACCGACGAAGAACUGGAAACUCUCACCAACCGCAUGCUACAGGAACUCGGACUAGAAGCCGCCGCAGAUACCAUCGUUGGCAACGCAUUGAUUAAAGGAAUAUCGGGUGGCGAGCGUAAACGCGCAUCGGUGGGGGUGGAAUUGGUCACUCGACCAGCGCUCGUGUUUUUGGACGAACCCACCUCCGGUUUGGAUAGUUUUGCCGCUGUCAAGUUGGUUAACUUGUUGAAAAAGGUGGCAUCGGCGGGUUCGUCUGUCCUAUUCACCGUUCACCAACCAGCUUCGGAAACUUUCGCGAGUCUGGAUCAGGUCAUAUUCAUGGCGCAUGGGCAAGUCGUUUACCAAGGGUCUCCCGAGAAAGUGCCGGAAUACAUGGAAGAUCGAAACAAGUCGGUACCAGAACACGCCAACCCCGCCGAUUGGAUGUUGAUGGUGACCCAGACGAUGAGCGAAGACGAACUGGCAAAGGACAAUUUCUUUUCGGUUGACGAACGGAAUUUACCCGAAGCCGAACCAAUGCCGAAAGGCCAAAGCAUGAUGGCCAAAACUAUGCACUCGGAAUCAGGGGCGAUUGUGGAAGUUCAGAAAAUCUCCAUUUUUGUUCAGAUUUAUGAACUUCUAUAUCGCGAUAUCGUCAACACUGGUCGCGAUACGACAGCUCUUUUGACUCGUUUUGGGGCAUCCAUCUUUUUGGGAUUGGUGAUCGGGGUCGUCUACCAGGGUGUCGGUGCAACUGACUUGUCCGACGCGAUUGACCUCCAGAGCCAUUUUGGAGGAAUGACCAUGGUUUUGAUUCAGGCCAUGUUUGGUACAGGAAUUUCCAUUCUGCUCGAGUUCCCUACCGAACGUCCCGUGUUCUUGCGAGAGUAUACCACAGAUCACUACCACAUUGGGGCCUACAUCUUUGCUAAGUUUGUCAUGGAGGCGGUGUUGACGUUUCUCAAGGUCAUGUGUGAAGCCUUGAUUCUUUACUAUCUGAUGGAAUUACAGAUGCCCUUUUUGACUUACUUUGGAAUCCUGUACAUGCUCGCCAUGGCCAGUGCGGCAAUUGCGGUGCUCUUUGGCUCGGCCAUGGACGAUCAAAAGGUAGCCCAGGAAAGUUUGCCUAUCCUUUACGUUCCACAGUUUCUGUUUUCGGGAUUCUUCAUAAGUAUAACGCUCAUCCCUCCUUACUUGCGUUGGGCGCAAUACCUGUGCUCGCUGACCUACGCCAUUCGCCUAUCGGUGGUGAACGAGUUCGACAACUGCGUGGGACCGGACGCGCAGCAGAACUGCAACGAUCUGUUUGAAGAAUUGCAAGUGGAUCGGUCUGACGUAUGGUGGUACUGGCUAAUGAUUACCGUCAUCUUUCUGAUACCACGAAUCGGAGCCAUGUUCGCACUAAAGCAGUCAGCCAAGCGGUUUUAUUCGAACUAACAUUUUAAGAGAAUCCUUAUGGAAGGACCGACCUUGGUAUCCGAGGACUACUCCAUUAUUUAAAUGUUGUGCGUAUUUGUGU
Phaeodactylum tricornutum CCAP 1055/1 is the source of this 2093-nucleotide messenger RNA. RefSeq lists its product with no specific name. Bases 104 to 2011 code for a protein of 635 amino acids. The record is from RefSeq and is a predicted model, not a curated record. Gene Ontology annotation, cellular component: membrane. Gene Ontology annotation, molecular function: ABC-type transporter activity; ATP binding; ATP hydrolysis activity. Lineage: Eukaryota; Bacillariophyta; Bacillariophyceae; Surirellales; Neidiaceae. The transcript is spliced from 2 exons.